Nanorana parkeri is the source of this 2511-nucleotide messenger RNA. RefSeq names its product serine/threonine-protein kinase Nek10-like. Lineage: Eukaryota; Metazoa; Chordata; Amphibia; Anura; Dicroglossidae. Bases 1 to 2511 code for a protein of 836 amino acids. Gene Ontology annotation, biological process: protein phosphorylation. Gene Ontology annotation, molecular function: ATP binding; protein kinase activity; protein binding. The transcript is spliced from 25 exons. The record is from RefSeq and is a predicted model, not a curated record.
AUGCCGGAUCAGGAUGAAAAAGGGAAAAAAACGGAAAGGGCGACUGAAAAGAAAAAUCAUGGAGCAUCAUCAAGGAAAUGCUUUGAUGUGAAGAGACUCUGGUCUCUCUUAAACGUUCCAGCAAGCAAGCAGCAGCUUCCAGCUUUAAAGACCACUGGUACACCAAAGUCUCAGCAGAAGUUUGGAAAGACACAGACAUCCAAGCACAACUGGCAAGAGUCCACUGAAUCCAUAGAACUUGAAAAAUUCAGUGUUUAUUUCAAACAUGAAAGGAAUUUUAGCCAACAUUCUCAGCACAACCUGUUUCUUGAUAUCUUUAUGGCACUAGUGAAGAACAGGCUGGGAUGCAGAGAAUGGAUUGACAGAGCUCCGUCCGUUCAUUUGCUUCGAGUGUUGAUCUGUUUACGGCUAUUAAUGCGGGACCUAUUCUAUCAGGGGGUGCUUCUCAAGAUCAAUGGCAUCAACAUUCUUACACAGUACAUGCAGACAACAUGUAAUACAUACCUUUCAUCUGGUGAAGAUGAGUUUAAUGUUGACAAGUUGGUCAAUAUGACCUAUAUUUUUCAAAAACUUGCUGCCGCAAAAGAACAAAGAGAAUGGGUAAUUCAAAGUGGAGCACACAAAACACUGGUCAGACUAGUUGCUGCUAGAGACAGUAAUGUUUUGCUGGGUGCUCUGCUUGCUCUUACCAGUUUGGCAGAAAGCUCAGAGUGCAGACCUGCAAUAAGUGAACUCAGCUUAGUUGAAAGCCUUAUGAUGAUAUUACAUGAAUAUGAUCUGCUUUCUAAAAGACUUUCAGCAGAGCUUUUACGACUUCUCUGUUCAGAGUCUGAGGUAAAAGAACAAGUCAAGGUAUAUGAUGGUGUUCCCACACUACUAAGUUUGCUACACUCUGACCACCUAAAGCUUCUGUGGAGCGUGGUUUGGAUCCUGGUUCAGAUUUGUGAAGACCCUGAAAUAAGUGUGGAGAUCCGUACCUGGGGAGGCAUAAAACAGCUACUCCAUAUUUUAAAAGGGGAACAGUAUCUAGUUUCUGAUCGCUCUUCCAUUGGGAGCUUGUCAAGUGCGAAUGCUGCAGGCCGAAUCCAACAUCUUUAUUUAUCUGAAGAUCUGAGCCCAAGGGAAAUACAAGAAAAUACACUUUCUCUCCAAGCAGCCUGCUGUGCAGCUCUUACUGAACUUGUGCUCAAUGACACCAAUGCUCACCAAGUAGUUCAGGAAAAUGGUGUUUACAUUAUUGGUAUGCUGAUUUUACCAAGCAGACAAAACGAUUGUAUUAGAAGCAAGUCUACUUUGUUACAGUGUUAUGCGUUCCGAGCCUUAAGAUUUCUAUUUAGCAUGGAAAGAAACCGAGAUCUGUUCAAAAGGUUUUUCCCUCCAGAUUUGUUUGAGAUGUUUAUUGACAUUGGUCAUUACAUUCGAGACAUCAGCGCCUAUGAAGACCUUGUGUCUAAAUUGAAUUCACUACCAGAAGACGAACUGAAGCAAGUGGCUGAUGGCAUUCAAGGCAUCAAUCAGAACAAAACUCCCACAAAAUUUAUUGGAAACUAUGCAAUUCUAGAUCACCUUGGAAGUGGAGCAUUUGGGAGUGUAUAUAAGGUCAGGAAACGCAGUGGUCAGAAUCUCUUUGCCAUAAAAGAGAUCAAUUUGCACAACCCGGCAUUUGGUAAAGACAAAAGAGAUCGUGAUAGCAGUGCUGAGAACAUAGUAUCUGAACUAACAAUAACCAGAGAACAGCUUUGCCAUCCCAACAUUGUGCGAUACCAUCGAACAUUUCUAGAAAAUGACAAGCUGUACAUUGUUAUGGAGCUCAUUGAAGGGGCACCUCUUGGUGAACAUUUCAAGUCCCUAAAGGAGAAAAAACAGCAGUUUACAGAAGAACGUCUCUGGCACAUAUUUAUACAGUUGUGUUUAGCACUGCGAUAUUUACACAAAGAAAAACGGAUUGUUCACAGAGACUUAUCACCAAACAAUAUUAUGCUGGGAGAAAGAGAUAAAGUAACUGUCACUGAUUUUGGCCUUGCUAAGCAGAAGCAAGAAAACAGCAAACUAACAUCGAUUGUUGGCACCAUUCUCUACUCCUGUCCGGAAGUUGUUAAGAGUGAACCAUAUGGGGAAAAGGCUGAUGUAUGGGCAGCAGGAUGCAUCCUCUAUCAAAUGGCAACACUAAACCCACCCUUCCACAGUACCAACAUGCUGUCUUUAGCUACCAAAAUAGUAGAAGCCAUGUAUGUUCCUGUUCCUGAGGGAAUGUAUUCCGAAAAAGUUUCAAAUACCAUUAAAAGGUGUUUGACUUCAGAUGCUGAUCUUCGUCCAGACAUAGUAGAAGUAUGUGCUCUGAUAUCAGACAUCAUAAUGAGAUAUAUGGACAGCUUAUCUACCAGCCAGAUUGCCUCAGAGAAAAAACUGGAAAGAGAAAGAAAGCGUGCACAAAAAUAUUUCAUUGAGGCUAACAAAAAUACAGGGACGUAUCGCCACCGCAACCCUUCACUACCUUAUGUGAGUACAUAA